AACAAGCAACAAUUGUUGAAACUGGUUGAAACACCGAGUGACCAUAAAAUAAUGACAGAAACUUGUAAAAUAAAUAUUAAUAAUACAAAAAAAUUAAAUGAGUUGGAAAAUAAACAACGUAUUAUUGACAAAGCACCGUUUGAUCAUCUGAAAAUAGAUGAUCCAAGUGUUUUGGAUGAUGUUCAAGGCAGAGAAAUAUGUGGAAAAUGUUUUAAAUCACGUAAAUUCUUCUGUUACACUUGCUACACUCCAGUAAUUGACUCCAAGUAUUUUCCACGUGUUAAGGUAUAUUGUAAGGUUAUAUUUAUAUGUAUUGAUAUAAUUAAGCAUCGUAAGGAAAUAGAGGGAAAAAGUACAGCUAUUCAUGCUGCUAUUUUAGCUCCAGAAGAUGUUACUAUUUAUAUCUAUCCAGACUUUCCAAUUUUUACACCUAAUGAUAAGGUAGUAUUAAUAUUUCCCGGUAAAAAUGCUAUUAGUAUUGAUGAUUUAUUGUCGAAAAGAUUGAAUAAAGAAAAUAAAUCUGAUGACACAGAAACAGAAGACGAUUAUUAUCCAAUAACUCGAGCAAUAUUUAUUGAUAGUACCUGGCAACAAACCAAGUCAAUUUACAAGGAUCCAAGACUUCGUGAACUUCCUUGUGUAGUUUUCAGCUCUAGAAUAUCACAAUUUUGGAGGCAUCAAAAGAAAAGUCCUCGCUGGUAUUUGGCGACUAUUGAGGCAGUUCAUACAUUUUUAGUUGAAUUGCAUACAAAAACAUAUGGCGCUAUCGAAAAUUACAAUAUUAAACAAGUAAAUACAGAUGAUGAAAAAUACUCUGGCCAAUAUGAUAAUUUAUUGUACAUUUUUAAAUAUAUGUAUCAUAAAAUACAUACUAUUUAUGACCAUGAUCAGUUACGAGCUUAUAAAAGACCAUUGAUAUAA
Molecule: messenger RNA, 921 nt
Organism: Cotesia congregata
Lineage: Eukaryota; Metazoa; Arthropoda; Insecta; Hymenoptera; Braconidae
Source: the annotation of a GenBank genome assembly